Molecule: messenger RNA, 2729 nt
Organism: Sander lucioperca (pikeperch)
Lineage: Eukaryota; Metazoa; Chordata; Actinopteri; Perciformes; Percidae
Product: zinc finger protein 271-like
Exons: 14
Coding region: 112-2520 (802 amino acids)
Biological process (GO): regulation of transcription by RNA polymerase II
Cellular component (GO): nucleus
Molecular function (GO): RNA polymerase II cis-regulatory region sequence-specific DNA binding; DNA-binding transcription factor activity, RNA polymerase II-specific
Source: RefSeq, a predicted model, not a curated record
GCGAGCGCCAAAAGCGGAACUAAUGUGCGACGCAACGUUCUACACGGGUAAAUUAGAGCGGCGCACCCAACCACUAGGCUGCAGCCUGCAGCGUGUGGUGCUGCUCGGUGAAUGAGACAGCGACUACUCUUGGAGAGAGCAGAGGAGCUCCGAGUUCUCCUGGUGGAGCCCUCAGCAGACGUCAAGCUGGCGACCGGAGCAGGAAAGAAGGGCAAGAAGGCCGAGGAGGAGGAGCAGCCUGCAGCACCUCCUGCAGCUGCAGCAGUGAAGGAGGAGGAGGAGGAGGAAGAGGAGGAGUAUGUGGUAGAGAAGGUUUUGGACUGCAGAGUGGUGAAGGGAAGAGUAGAGUUUCUGCUGAAAUGGAAGGGGUUCUCAGAUAAGGAUAACACAUGGGAGCCGCAAGACAACCUGGACCUCGACCUUAUCACCGAGUACAUGCAGAAACACAAGGAGAAGGAGGAGAAGAAGAAGGAGGGCAAGAGGAACGUUGUUAGUGAGGUCUCGGGAGACUCAGAGGAGCGAGGGAGCAAGAGGAAGAAGGAGGAGGAGCCCUCAGCAGACGUCAAGCUGGCGACCGGAGCAGGAAAGAAGGGCAAGAAGGCCGAGGAGGAGGAGCAGCCUGCAGCACCUCCUGCAGCUGCAGCAGUGAAGGAGGAGCAGCCUGCAGCACCUCCUGCAGCUGCAGCAGUGAAGGAGGAAGAGGAGGAGCAACCUGCAGCACCUCCUGCAGCAGUGAAGGAGGAAGAGGAGGAGGAGGAGCAGCCUGCAGCAUCUCCUGCAGCAGUGAAGGAGGAAGAGGAGGAGUAUGUGGUGGAGAAGGUGUUGGACCGCAGAGUGGUGAAGGGAAGAGUAGAGUUUCUGCUGAAAUGGAAGGGGUUCUCAGAUGAGGAUAACACAUGGGAGCCUCAAGACAACCUGGACCUCGACCUUAUCACCGAGUACAUGCAGAAAUGCAAGGAGAAGGAGGAGAAGAAGGAGGGCAAGAGGAAAGUUGUUAGUGAGGCCUCGGGAGACUCAGAGGAGCGAGGGAGCAAGAGGAAGGAGGAGGAGGAGCCCUCAGCAGACGUCAAGCUGGCGACCGGAGCAGGAAAGAAGGGCAAGAAGGCCGAGGAGGAGGAGCAGCCUGCAGCACCUCCUGCAGCUGCAGCAGAAGAGGAGGAAGAGGAGGAGUAUGUGGUGGAGAAGGUUUUGGACCACAGAGUGGUGAAGGGAAGAGUAGAGUUUCUGCUGAAAUGGAAGGGGUUCUCAGAUGAGGAUAACACAUGGGAGCCGCAAGACAACCUGGACUGCCCCGAUCUUAUCACCGAGUACAUGCAGAAACACAAGGAGAAGGAGGAGAAGAAGGAGGGCAAGAGGAAAGUUGUCAGUGAGGCCUCGGGAGACUCAGAGGAGCGAGCGAGCAAGAGGAAGAAGGAGGAGGAGCCCUCAGCAGACGUCAAGCUGGCGACCGGAGCAGGAAAGAAGGGCAAGAAGGCCGAGGAGAAGGAGCAGCCUGCAGCUCCUCCUGCAGCUGCAGCAGUGAAGGAGGAGGAGGAGGAAGAGGAGGAGUAUGUGGUAGAGAAGGUGUUGAACCGCAGAGUGGUGAAGGGAAGAGUAGAGUUCCUGCUGAAAUGGAAGGGGUUCUCUGAUGAGGAUAACACAUGGGAGCCGCAAGACAACCUGGACUGCCCCUACCUCAUCACCGAGUACAUGCAGAAACACAAGGAGAAGGAGGAGAAGAAGAAGGAGGGAAACAGGAAAGUUGUCAGUGAGGCCUCGGGAGACUCAGAAGAGCGAGGGAGCAAGAGGAAGAAGGAGGAGAAACGGAGAGGAGGAGAGGGACCCAAACGUCACCACUGUCAACACUGUGACAAAUCCUUCACAACAUCUGGACAUUUAAAGAUUCAUCAGAGAGUUCACACUGGAGAGAAUCUACACAGCUGUGAUCAAUGUGGGGCAGCUUUCACACAAAAGACUACCCUAAAAAGACAUCAACGCAUUCACACUGAAGAAAAGCCUUACAGCUGUGAUCAAUGUGGGGCAUCUUUCAUACAAAAGAGUCACCUAAAAAGACAUCAACGCAUUCACACUGAAGAAAAGCCUUACAGCUGUGAUCAAUGUGGUAAAACCUUUUCUGAGAGUGGUCACUUUAAAUCUCACCAGCGUGUUCACACUGGAGAGAAGCCUUACAGCUGUGAUCUAUGUGGGAAAACCUUUUCUAGGAGUGAUAGCCUAGAAAUCCACCGACGUGCUCACACUGGAGAGAAGCCGUUCUGGUGUGAACAAUGUGGUAAAUCUUUUACUCAUAGUAGUGAUCUUAAAAAACACAGGCGCAUUCACACUGGAGAGAAGCCGUACUGCUGUGAUCUAUGUGGUAAAACCUUUUCUCGCAGUAGUAACCUUAAAAAACAUCAACGUGUUCACACCGGAGAGAAGCCGUACUGGUGUGAACAAUGUGGGAAAACAUUUUCUCAGAGUAAUGGCCUUAAAUCUCACCAGCGCAGCCAAGCUGUGUCCUCCUGCCUCCUCCUCAUGCCCUGAUAGCUGUGUUGUUAUUUUCUGAUCUUCUCUCCACAUUGAAGGCUGACCAGCAGUAACUUUAUCUUCUGAACAGCAUGUAUGUUAUCCUGGCUACGACUACACAUUACACUCCCUCCCUUUGAAGGGAUUUAUUCCACUCAAAAUUAGUUUGUUUUCCUGUAAUAAAAUAUUCUGUGUUCAGGGUUCAACUGCUAGUGCUUUUUAACUAA